AUGCCUCCAGGACAGACAGGCCUUGGCUAUUUCUCAGUGCCGUUCGAGCGAUUUGCACGCGACGAGAUAUCAGACUGGGCGAGCGGAUUUACCUUGCUAGAUACUCUGGAGACAUUCUUCGACUCUCGGUUAGACCUCAUUCAACGCCAGCUCGCGAAACGUAGCGAGAAGCUCAAGAUGCGCGCGGAAGAGACAAUCAACGACGUGUUCAAGAAAGAUCUCUUCAAGCGGCGAGGCUCGAUGCACACCACGCAGCAGCUUGAUAUGGAGAUGCAGAAGUUCAAGGCGAAGAUAUCUGCAAGGGUUACGAAGCUUGCAGCGACAUGGCAUACCUCCAAUGUUGUACGGCUCCGCGAAAAGCUCACCUUCUUCUGGGGUGUUAUGUCCUUGUUGAUCACAUCUCUACUGUUUGGGAUGGCUCCCGAGUGGAUACAUAUCGCAUAUACUCUGCAAGCCGCGUUCUACCUACCUAUGCGCGUCUACCUGUACAAGAAGCGGGCCUGGCACUACUUCCUCUUCGACUUGUGUUACUACGCGAAUAUCCUCAACUUCAUCUACAUCUGGAUCCUUCCAGCCAAUCCCGCCCUGUUUGUAGCUUGCUACUGUCUUUCACAUGGAUCGCUUGCGUCUGCGGUAAUCACAUGGAGGAACAGUCUCGUCUUCCACGACUUCGACAAAGUCACGUCCCUCUUCAUCCAUGUCUACCCUCCAUUGACAUUCACUGUCAUCCGGCAUUACUAUCCAAACGCCGCAGAGCGCUUUCCCGCUGUAAUGGAAGUCCCGCACCUCCGGCCUAUGAGAGCACUGCUAUUAAGCGGCAUCAUCUAUUUGAUAUGGCAGGUACUCUACUGGAAGUUCGUCUUCGUCGAUCGGCGCAAGAAGAUCGAGUCUGGCCAACGCACAACAUCGCUCUCGUUCCUAUUGAACGAUAAGCGAGGUGUCAUCGGCCGCGCGCUGUCAAGAGUGCCUCCACAGUAUCGCACGCUAUCCUUCAUGAUCGGCCAGUAUGGGUAUUCGGUCUUGACCGAGCUGCCCGCCAUUCUGGUGCUCUAUAGAAGCCCAUUCUGGAGUGGCGCAUUCCUCAUCUUCAUCUUCGCUGUCAGCGUAUGGAAUGGCGGUGGAUUCUACAUUGAGGUUUUCGGUCGCAAGUUCGAACGUGAACUUGAGGCGCUACGGAAAGAACUCGCGGAAGGGACCCACUCUCGCUCGAAUUCGACCAUGUCUAGCCCUACGCUCGCACCGCAAGACGACGACGAUCUGUCUACUGUCAACGGCUCUCCGGACAUCGUUCCGAAGAACCUCUCCCCAGAGAUCCCUACCCCGGACCUUCCCACGGAGAACGGCACACCCGUAGCAUGA
Molecule: messenger RNA, 1359 nt
Organism: Fomitopsis serialis
Lineage: Eukaryota; Fungi; Basidiomycota; Agaricomycetes; Polyporales; Fomitopsidaceae
Exons: 9
Coding region: 1-1359 (452 amino acids)
Biological process (GO): phosphatidylcholine biosynthetic process
Source: RefSeq, a predicted model, not a curated record